CAUGGGAUUUACCGGACAGACACGAUAUAGACAUUGUCGCGGUACCAGCAGCUGGUGCCUUGAAACGUUUCAAUCCGUCAGUAAUAAAACGUACGUUAACUACUCGUGUUGUCGCAAACGAAAAUCGCAGUGCGUACUUGAACAGUGUUUUAGUGUAUUUUUUUUAAAUAUCAGUGUCAAUAGAUUAAAUUAACGAAUCAUGCGUUGGUUUUUUAUAAACGUCAUAGGACUGACGCUUUUGGCUACUAUAAUUUUGUCUGCUCCAUCAAGCGAAAAUAAAUGCCUACCCGAUGGGCCUGGAUUGACCAUUGAAGAGUUUCUCUCCGGUCAGUUUUAUUUAUUCGAACGACAACAAGCUUUCAGUAUUAAACUCUUACAAACAGCUGUAGCUGCUUCGCCAAAACAAAAUUUAAUAUUUUCUCCUCACAGUAUAUACACAGCACUUUUGAUUACAUAUUUCCUUAGUGCAGAUCAAACAGAAGCUGAAUUGAAAAAAUUCCUCAAUCUUCCUCCUGAACAGGAUAAACUUAAAGUAUUGCAAGCUUAUCGAAUGGAAAAAUUGUUCCAAACAAUGAGGGCUCAAAAUACAAGUUCAGAUUAUGAAUUCAGUUCAACCGAUCGUCUGUUUGUUUCAAAGCGCUUGCCCCUUCAAAAGUGUGUGGGUGAAGUAUUCGCUCAGGAAGUUCAUCCCAUGGACUUUGUCAUUGAUCCUGAACUAGCUCGUAUGUAUAUUAAUAAUUGGGUGACCAAUCAAACCAAUGGACACAUUAAAGAUCUUAUACCUUCGGGUAACAUAAACUACAAUACUAGAUUAGUACUGACAAAUGCUGCAUAUUUCAAAGGUUUGUGGAGUUCUCAAUUUGCUUCAGAAAGCACCAAAGAAGAAGUGUUUUAUAUUUCACCAACUGAGAAUGCUAAAGUACCAAUGAUGUGGCAGUCCGGGACUUUUAAUUUGUUGAGUUCUGACGAGUUAGGAGCACAUGUUUUAGAACUUCCAUACAAAGGUGGAGACAUUAGUUUGUUCGUCAUAUUACCUCCAUUCAACAAACAACGAGGUAUCAGUUUGUUAACGAAGAGACUCAACACUAAUAUUCUUCAAGAAAUCGUUUCUUCCAACGAUUGGCGAACACGUAAUGUUGAAGUAUCCUUACCUAAAUUUAGUAUUGAACAAACAAUGGGUAAUUUAGUACCUUUGUUGGAACAAAUGGGUAUUGGUGAAUUGUUUAAAGGAAGAGCUGAUCUAUCAACUUUAACUGGUGGAGCAAAUGGUGUAACUGUUGAUGAAGCUGUCCACAAAGCUAAGAUUUCCGUGGACGAAGAAGGUACCAUAGCAGCAGCGGCUACUGCAAUUAUUUCAUCUAGAUCAUCCAGACCUCUUGAACCAUACAAAUUUCGAGCAAAUCAUCCAUUUGUAUAUUUCUUAUUUGAUAAAAUCACUGGUUCCGUUUUAUUUAUGGGAGUAUACAAUUCACCAAAUAAUAAUUAAGAAGCUUCAUAAAAAUCUAUAACAAAUCUUUCAUAUUAUUAUGACAAAUCUCAUACGUUUUUCAAACGAGUUGUAUAUAUGUGUAAUAGCGUAUAAUUUUGUAUGCAACACACCAACAAUGUAAAUAAUAUAGAUGAUAUUCAUAAUAAAUUGUAAUUUUGUAGUUAAUGUGAAUUAACUCGAGUAUCAAGCUUAACAUAGCAUUAUACUAUGUAAAACCUUCUAUGAUGGCGUGAUUAUACCUCAUCUUUAAAUUAUGUAUAUAUUUUUAUUAUUAUUUUUAUCAUUAAAUUGUAUAAUUUUCAAAGAACAUGUAGCAAAGUUGUGUGUAUAAUAAAUUAUUCAAUGAAUUGUA
Molecule: messenger RNA, 1841 nt
Organism: Daktulosphaira vitifoliae (grape phylloxera)
Lineage: Eukaryota; Metazoa; Arthropoda; Insecta; Hemiptera; Phylloxeridae
Product: serine protease inhibitor 88Ea-like
Exons: 6
Coding region: 200-1486 (428 amino acids)
Molecular function (GO): serine-type endopeptidase inhibitor activity
Source: RefSeq, a predicted model, not a curated record